Messenger RNA from Tripterygium wilfordii, 1408 nucleotides. Its product is annotated as RING-H2 finger protein ATL74-like. The transcript has 2 exons. The record is from RefSeq and is a predicted model, not a curated record. Gene Ontology annotation, molecular function: transferase activity. NCBI's taxonomy places the organism in Eukaryota, Viridiplantae, Streptophyta, Magnoliopsida, Celastrales, Celastraceae. Gene Ontology annotation, biological process: protein ubiquitination. The coding region runs from base 715 to 1299 and encodes 194 amino acids.
AGAGACCCAUCUCAACAUAAGAGGAUGUCGGUUUGAAAUGGAAGGCAGAGUGCAUAAAAAAGGAUUCCUUUCUAACUUUGCUUAAUUGUAAGUAGUUGGGAUCAGGUACCCAUAAAUCACUCAUAAAUUCUAAGCUAACCCCCUAAAAGUCUAGAGUUUCUCUCUCAACACUAAUAGUGAGAACUGAAAAGAUAAUACCCACACACUUUGGUAUCUUCUCACAACUGUACUCCAGUCAGACCACACAUUAGUAGCCCCAACAUUGAUUGAGCCAUAUUUUCUCACCACAAAUUCACAAAACUUCUGGUUUUUUUUCCCUUGCUAACCAGGUUUCUUUCUGAUAGAUAGGAUAGGAGUAUCACAAACCCCAAAAGCAAAAAAGCCCAGUCUCUUCUUUCUUCUGAAAGCAGAGAUUGAGGGGAACUAAAAACAGAGUGCAACCUUCGGUAGAGAAAAUCCAUCAUCUAGAGAAACUGAAGCUGCAUCCGAAGAGAAGCUUUGCCCUCUACUUGACUAAAAUGAAUUCCCUUCUUUCAAUCUCCUUUGUCGUUCGAUUUGCAACUGAAAAAACCAUGAAAAUGCAAACCUUUUUGUUUGGUUGUUAAAUUUCAGUUCCUUUAUUGUGUGGCACACCACCUGUUCGAGUAAAUAUCCCACUGAACUUCUCGAGUGUGUCAGUGUUCAUUCUUGAAGUUUUGAGUUCAUUAUACUGCUAUGACGAUUAGUAAUCUACAUCAUCGUCCACACCGUCUACUUCUCGGCACAGAUUCUGAUGCAUCUCCAUCGGAGACAAGCGGAGGGCGGACACGGUCCUCCUCAAACGAAGCGAACUUCGAUACAAACAUGGUGAUAAUCUUAGCAGCCUUGCUUUGCGCACUCAUAUGUGCACUGGGACUCAACUCCAUAGUUCGUUGCGCCUUGCGUUGUAGCCGGAGGUUUGCGUUUGAGACGCCUGAUGAGACCGCGGCACGCCUUGCCGCGACAGGCCUCAAGAAGAGCGCAAUUCGACAAAUCCCAGUUGUCAUAUACGGUGCUACGCAGAUCAAUAUUGUGACUACUGAUUGUACAAUCUGCCUUGGAGAGUUUGUGGGUGGUGAGAAAGUUAGGGUCUUGCCAAUGUGUAAUCAUGGGUUUCAUGUAAAAUGCAUUGACACUUGGUUGGUCUCCCACUCCAACUGUCCUACCUGCCGGCGGUCUUUGCUGGACCAAGCAUUGAUGACUUCUGACGCAGCAUCAACAGCAGGAGGUCAUGGAGAUGCGCCUAUGACUGCGGAUGAGAAGACGGGUUCGUGGGCCUAGGCCCGCUAUUUCAAAAGACGUGACUCAAACUGAAAUCUGUUGGGCCUGGGCUUGAGGCGCCACAUUCAGCCAACAUAACGAAGGAGAUUCCGGUUUUGGUCCCUUCCCA